Brenthis ino (lesser marbled fritillary) is the source of this 3072-nucleotide messenger RNA. The record is from the annotation of a GenBank genome assembly. NCBI's taxonomy places the organism in Eukaryota, Metazoa, Arthropoda, Insecta, Lepidoptera, Nymphalidae.
AUGUUACCAUGGCUUCAGCAUCGUUGGACAGCCCUCUGGCUACUCAUAAGUGCCUUAGGAGCCUUUUGCCUGUUUUUAUAUGGAUUCUUUCCAUUAAAAUAUCAUACAGGAAAAUUUGGCCGAAUUGAAGAUCUACCUAAUUUUAUUAAUAGUGUCAGUAUUGAUGGUGGUGUUGUUUAUAAAUCUGCUGGUGAAAAUAGUGUUAUACUUAUGGUAAUAGAUGGAUUGAGAUAUGAUUUUGUAUCAGAAGAAAACAUGCCAUUUACGGGCCAACUAUUAAAGGAUAAAUUAGCAUGUAUUUAUGUGUGUGUUGCUGAACCACCUACAGUUACAAUGCCAAAAAUUAAGUCACCAGAACGAAAGAAGGAAAAGGCACAGUGGAGGCGCACCAUAAACUUCUGGCGGGAUAUAUUUGCAAUGAUGACUGGUACGGUAUCGACGUUUGCUGACGUCGCUUUAAACUUUGGGGCGCCCGCCGUUACUGGGGAUAGUGUGUUAAGGGUCGCCAAGUCUAUUGGAAAGAAGUCAAUAUUGUAUGGUGAUGACACUUGGCUCAGACUCUUCCCUGGACUGUGGGCGGAGGCUGAUGGCACUACUUCGUUUUUCGUCACAGAUUAUACUGAGGUAGAUACCAACGUAACACGUCAUCUCAAUAAAACGCUGACUCCAGAUGAAAAUAGGAAACCUAUAUUUGAUUUCCUCGUGUUGCACUACCUGGGACUUGAUCACAUUGGCCAUUUAGAGGGCGCUAAAAGCCCCAAAAUAAAACCGAAACUUUUGGAAAUGGAUGAAGUUAUCAAAAAUAUAUACACUGCUAUGCAAACAUGGGACAGGGAUGGUGUUCUUAUCAUCUGUGGAGACCACGGGAUGAGGGAUGCAGGCGGGCACGGGGGGGCCACGCCCGCUGAAGUACUAGUACCCCUUGUUCUGGUCAAGAGCAAUAACUUCAAAUGUCCCUAUCCGGCGGGGCCGGGCCCGAGCGUGGCGCAGACGGACGUGGCGCCCACGCUGGCGUGGCUGCUGGGCGCGCCGCCGCCUGGCGACAGCGCCGGCCGCGUGCUACCCGCGCUGCUGCCGCAGGACCCCACGCAGCACCUGUACCUGCUGCACGUGCUCGCCGAGCGGAACAAGCGGUACUUGCCGGAGCACGCAGAACUAUACAAACAAAUAGAACGAGCUCGCAUCCAGUUCGCACACUACCUGGCCACGGGGCAGGAGAGCGCCGCAAAGAUAUCCAAGGAGUUCUAUGAAGAGGCCCUGGCGGAGAUGGCCAAGUACCUCACAGAGACUACCACGGACUUUGACCUGUACGCUAUAGUGCUUGCCACGGUUUUGCUUUACCUUCUAGUAGGCGCGCUAGCCUGCACUACCCUGUUUUCCCUGCAACCAGAGCCUUUAAGGAAGAUAAGUGUCACAAAACUACACAAGCCCAAGGCCGGCACUCUACUCGCCUUCGCCAUUAUGUACUCCAUAAUAUCUAGCAUCGUCGCCACAUCGUGCUUUUUAUCAGAAACCAAAAGCGAAUUCUGUUCCUUCAAACCCGAAUGGUGUAUAAUAUUUCUAACAGUUUCCUUCAUCAUGACCUUGGCAUAUUUUACCAUAAAAACCGGUAUAGAGAGGAUCAAAGAUCUAUCAACAUUACGCGAUUUAAACGCAAUAGAUUAUUUGCUGAUAUGUGGGACUUUGUUCCACUCUUGGUCCUUCUUUGGUACAAGUUUCAUAGAAGAAGAACAUAUGACAUGGUACUAUUUCUGGAAUACAUUGAUGUUUUUUGUGCUAAUAAGAACGAUUGUGGUGGUCGUUAUGUACUUUACAAAGAGAUUGAGUGGUGCGACGGAGUUCCAAGAGAAGCCGGAGUUAGAGAAUAAGAUGAGUUUGGUCGGUGUGAGUGUUGUGCCGCAGUGGGUUCUGUUGAUUGCUUUGCAUAGGUAUCUGAGAACAAUGAACCAGACAGGGGACCGUUGGAUGUUCCUCCCCGAUACGGCGGACUGGCUCAACGCACCAGAAAAUUCUAUCUAUUUGGAAGCUCAUAUUGUAAUAGGUACUGUUCUAACUCUAGCAAUAUGUCUAUGGAACGUCCGGUACAUGAACAAUUACAUGCAAAUGCACUCAGCCAUAACCACCAUAGCCGCAGCCUGCAUACUAUUCUAUAGAAUCACUACAAAUUCCCUACAAACCCCCUUCGAAACCAUAAAAUCAUGGGAUCCGGUGAUUAUAAUCGAUGUGUUUUGGGGUCUAUUAAUCGCUCAAGUUUGUUUAGAAUUAUUAACUUACAUAGGAGUCUUUAAAAUAUGCGGUUUUAAAAUUACUGGCAACAAAUUUGUUUACAACAAGCCUAAAGCGAAAGAGGAAGAUUAUUUCUAUGACGAAAAUUCUCAACCAUGGAACUUAGAGGAUGUCAAACUGAAGUUGGUCAGGUCUAUCACUCACAUCAUGUACAAUGAUCUGAUGUUGAUAGUUAUUUUGUUGAUGCGACCUCAUAAUGUUAUUAUGGUGCCGAGUAUUUAUUUCACGUGUCACUUAACGUCUAAGUGUUUGGACCAUAAGUUGUUAGACGCGAGGACUGCAAGAAGGACUGAAGUAGCGGAUAUAUUGAGUAAAUCACUUGUCCAUUUGUGGAUUGGUGUGUUGUUCUUCUUUUAUCAGGGCAACUCCAACUCGCUGGCGUCAGUGGACCUGGGCGCGGGCUACGUGGGGCUGCGCGAGUACGGCGCGGCGCGCGUGGCACUGCGCAUGGGCCUGCACGCGUACGCCGCGCCCGCGCUCGCCGGCGCCGCGCUCUUCGCAGGGCUCGCGCGCGCCGCGACUGACUGGCGGCAAUACGUACAAUCUGUGUGGCGCGUCACGAACAUUUACGCGUUGCAGAGAGUGUAUCAAGUAGUCAUUUAUUGUGUCAUAGCGACUGUGUUUAGAUAUCACUUGUUUGUGUGGAGUGUGUUCUCACCAAAACUGCUUUACGACUUUGUCGCGACCGUUUUUUCUAUACAAGCAUUAUCAACUAUUGGAGUCAUAAUAUUGUUAACGCACGCCACCAGUUGGGUCGCAAAAAUAUUUACCUUUAAAUCCACGUUG